AUGCUACCGGCUGGAACAGAUUUGACCGGGACCAUAAUCAUUGUCCAACCUAGCACAGUAUUCACAGGCCCAUUCACAACACUCACAAGCAUUGGAACAGGGUUAGGGCAAUUCAAGACACUGACAAGCAUUGGAACAGGCACAACUUUCACAGGACAGUAUACCACAGUUACAAGUACUGGAACCGGAUUGACAACAUCUAUUGCUAUACUGCCCCCUAGUGGAACGGAUACAGUUGGAACCAUUGUUGUUGUAGUUCCCAGCAGCACGUUCACGGGACCAUUCAAGACGCUUACAAGUACUGGGACCGGAUUCACAACAUCUAUCGCUACACUGCCUCCUAGUGGAACGGAUACAGUUGGCACCAUUGUUAUUGUAGUUCCCAGCAGUACGUUUACGGGACCGUAUAUAACCGUUACAAGUACCGGGACCGGAUUAACAACAUCUAUCGCUACACUACCCCCAAGUGGAACGGAUACAAUUGGCACCAUUAUUGUUGUAGUUCCCAGCCGUACGUUCACGGGACCAUUUAAGACGCUUACAAGUUCUGGUACUGGAUUCACAACAUCCAUCGCUACACUGCCUCCUAGUGGAACGGAUACAGUUGGCACCAUUAUUGUUAUAGUUCCCAGCAGCACGUUCACGGGAUCGUAUAAAACCGUUAUAAGUACUGGCACCGGAAUUACAACAUCCAUCGCUACACUGCCUCCUAGUGGAACGGAUACAGUUGGCACCAUUAUUGUUGUAGUUCCCAGCGGUACGUUCACGGGACCGUAUAAAACCGUUACAAGUACUGGAACCGGAUUGACAACAUCCAUCGCUACACUGCCUCCUAGUGGAACGGAUACAGUUGGCACCAUUAUUGUUGUAGUUCCCAGCAGCACGUUUACGGGACCGUAUACCACCGUUACAAGUACUGGAACCGGAUUAACGACAUCCAUCGCUACACUACCACCUAGUGGAACGGAUACAGUUGGCACCAUUAUUGUUGUAGUUCCCAGCAGUACGUUUACGGGACCGUAUACCACCGAUACAAGUACUGGAACCGGAUUGACAACCUCUAUUGCUACCCUGCCUCCUAGUGGAACGGAUACAGUUGGUACCAUUGUUGUUGUAGUUCCCAGCAGCACGUUCACGGGACCGUAUACCACCGUUACAAGUACUGGAACCGGAUUGACGACAUCCAUCGCUACACUGGCCCCUAUUGGAACGGAUACUGUUGGUACCAUUGUUGUUAUAGUUCCCAGCAGCACGUUCACGGGACCGUAUACCACCGUUACAAGUACUGGAACCGGAUUGACAACCUCUAUUGCUACACUGCCUCCUAGUGGAACGCAUACAGUUGGUACCAUUAUUGUUGUAGUUCCCAGCAGUACGUUCACGGGACCGUAUACUACUUUUACAAGUACUGGAACCGGAUUCACAACAUCUAUCGCUACACUGCCCCCCAGUGGAACGGAUACAGUUGGUACCAUUGUUGUUGUAGUUCCCAGCAGUACGUUCACGGGACCGUAUACUACUUUUACAAGUACUGGAACCGGAUUGACAACAUCCAUAGCUACACUACCUCCUAGUGGAACGGAUACAGUUGGUACCAUUGUUGUUAUAGUUCCCAGCAGUACGUUCACGGGACCGUAUAGUACCGUUACAAGUACUGGAACCGGAUUAACAACAUCCAUCGCUACACUACCUCCUAGUGGAACGGAUACAGUUGGUACCAUUAUUGUUGUAGUUCCCAGCAGCACGUUUACGGGACCGUAUACCACCAUUACAAGUACUGGAACCGGAUUGACAACAUCCAUCGCUACACUACCUCCUAGUGGAACGGAUACAGUUGGUACCAUUAUUGUUGUAGUUCCUAGCAGCACGUUUACGGGACCGUAUACCACCGUUACAAGUACUGGAACCGGAUUGAUAACAUCCAUCGCUACACUGCCUCCUACUGGAACGGAUACAGUUGGUACCAUUGUUGUUGUAGUUCCCAGCAGCACGUUUACGGGACCGUAUACCACCGUUACAAGUACUGGAACCGGAUUGACGACAUCCAUUACUACACUGCCUCCUAGUGGAACGGAUACAGUUGGCACCAUUGUUGUUGUAGUACCUAGCAAUACCAUUUCCAUUGUAUCUGAAUUUACAUUUGGUCCAACUGCUGGUACUAUCACUAUAGUGCCAUCACCUGGCUGUACUGGAAUUUGUAUUACGAGAAUCAUUAUUACUGUAACCGGCGGCUUUACUACCGAAACAACGUUUGGUCCAACGGCUGGUACCAGCACUAUUCCACCUUCAUCUGGCUGUACUGGCGCCUGUCUGACAAGGAUUAUUGUUACUUCUGCUCCUUCAGGUGGCGUGAUUACACAAUCUACCUUUGGACCAACUCCUGGAACAAGCACUAUGCUGCCAUCAUCUGAUUGCACAGGGUUCUGUCCUACCAGGGUUAUUAUUACUGCUACCGGCGGCUUUACUACCGAAACAACGUUUGGACCAACACCUGGUACUAGUACUAUUCCACCUUCAUCUGGUUGUAUUGGCUUCUGCCCGACGAGGAUUAUUGUUACUUCUGCUCCUUCAGGUGGCGUAAUUACACAAUCUACCUUUGGACCAACUCCUGGAACAAGCACUAUGCUGCCAUCAUCUGAUUGCACUGGGUUCUGUCCUACCAUGGUCAUUGUCACUGCUACCGGCGGCUUUACUACCGAAAUAACCUUUGGACCGACACCUGGUACUAGUACUAUUCCACCUUCAUCUGGUUGUAUUGGCUUCUGCCCGACGAGGAUUAUUGUUACUUCUGCUCCUUCAGGUGGCGUGAUUACACAAUCUACCUUUGGACCAACUCCUGGAACAAGCACUAUGCUGCCAUCAUCUGAUUGCACAGGGUUCUGUCCUACCAGGGUUAUUAUUACUGCUACCGGCGGCUUUACUACCGAAACAACGUUUGGACCAACACCUGGUACUAGUACUAUUCCACCUUCAUCUGGUUGUAUUGGCUUCUGCCCGACGAGGAUUAUUGUUACUUCUGCUCCUUCAGGUGGCUUAAUUACACAAUCUACCUUUGGACCAACUCCUGGAACAAGCACUAUGCUGCCAUUAUCUGAUUGCACAGGGUUCUGUCCUACCAUGGUCAUUGUCACUGCUACCGGCGGCUUUACUACCGAAAUAACCUUUGGACCGACACCUGGUACUAGUACUAUUCCACCUUCAUCUGGUUGUAUUGGCUUCUGCCCGACGAGGAUUAUUGUUACUUCUGCUCCUUCAGGUGGCGUAAUUACACAAUCUACCUUUGGACCAACUCCUGGAACAAGCACUAUGCUGCCAUUAUCUGAUUGCACAGGGUUCUGUCCUACCAUGGUCAUUGUCACUGCUACCGGCGGCUUUACUACCGAAACAACGUUUGGACCAACACCUGGUACUAGUACUAUUCCACCUUCAUCUGGUUGUAUUGACUUCUGCCCGACGAGGAUUAUCGUUACUUCUGCUCCUUCAGGUGGCAUAAUUACACAAUCUACCUUUGGACCAACUCCUGGAACAAGCACUAUGCUGCCAUCAUCUGAUUGCACUGGGUUCUGUCCUACCAUGGUCAUUGUCACUGCUACCGGCGGCUUUACUACCGAAAUAACCUUUGGACCGACACCUGGUACUAGUACUAUUCCACCUUCAUCUGGUUGUAUUGGCUUCUGCCCGACGAGGAUUAUUGUUACUUCUGCUCCUUCAGGUGGCGUAAUUACACAAUCUACCUUUGGACCAACUCCUGGAACAAGCACUAUGCUGCCAUUAUCUGAUUGCACAGGGUUCUGUCCUACCAUGGUCAUUGUCACUGCUACCGGCGGCUUUACUACCGAAACAACGUUUGGACCAACACCUGGUACUAGUACUAUUCCACCUUCAUCUGGUUGUAUUGGCUUCUGCCCGACGAGGAUUAUCGUUACUUCUGCUCCUUCAGGUGGCAUAAUUACACAAUCUACCUUUGGACCAACUCCUGGAACAAGCACUAUGCUGCCAUCAUCUGAUUGCACAGGGUUCUGUCCUACCAUGGUCAUUGUCACUGCUACCGGCGGCUUUACUACCGAAAUAACCUUUGGACCGACACCUGGUACUAGUACUAUUCCACCUUCAUCUGGUUGUAUUGGCUUCUGCCCGACGAGGAUUAUUGUUACUUCUGCUCCUUCAGGUGGCAUAAUUACACAAUCUACCUUUGGACCAACUCCUGGAACAAGCACUAUGCUGCCAUCAUCUGAUUGCACAGGGUUCUGUCCUACCAUGGUCAUUGUCACUGCUACCGGCGGCUUUACUACCGAAAUAACCUUUGGACCGACACCUGGUACUAGUACUAUUCCACCUUCAUCUGGUUGUAUUGGCUUCUGCCCGACGAGGAUUAUUGUUACUUCUGCUCCUUCAGGUGGCGUGAUUACACAAUCUACCUUUGGACCAACUCCUGGAACAAGCACUAUGCUGCCAUCAUCUGAUUGCACUGGGUUCUGUCCUACCAGGGUCAUUAUCACUGCUACCGGCGGCUUUACUACCGAAACAACGUUUGGACCAACACCUGGUACUAGUACUAUUCCACCUUCAUCUGGUUGUAUUGGCUUCUGCCCGACGAGGAUUAUUGUUACUUCUGCUCCUUCAGGUGGCGUAAUUACACAAUCUACCUUUGGACCAACUCCUGGAACAAGCACUAUGCUGCCAUCAUCUGAUUGCACAGGGUUCUGUCCUACCAUGGUCAUUGUCACUGCUACCGGCGGCUUUACUACCGAAACAACGUUUGGACCAACACCUGGUACUAGUACUAUUCCACCUUCAUCUGGUUGUAUUGGCUUCUGCCCGACGAGGAUUAUCGUUACUUCUGCUCCUUCAGGUGGCGUAAUUACACAAUCUACCUUUGGACCAACUCCUGGAACAAGCACUAUGCUGCCAUCAUCUGAUUGCACAGGGUUCUGUCCUACCAUGGUCAUUGUCACUGCUACCGGCGGCUUUACUACCGAAACAACGUUUGGACCAACACCUGGUACUAGUACUAUUCCACCUUCAUCUGGUUGUAUUGGCUUCUGCCCGACGAGGAUUAUCGUCACUUCUGCUCCUUCAGGUGGCAUAAUUACACAAUCUACCUUUGGACCAUCUCCUGGAACAAGUACCAUACUGCCAUCAUCUGAUUGCACUGGCUUCUGUCCUACCAGGGUCAUUGUCACUGCAACCGGCGGCUUUACUACUGAAACAACGUUUGGACCAACGGCCGGUACUAGUACUAUUCCACCUUCAUCUGGUUGUAUUGGCUUCUGCCCGACGAGGAUCAUCGUCACUGCUACUGGCGGCUUUACUACCGAAACAACGUUUGGUCCAACGGCCGGUACCAGCACUAUUCCACCUUCAUCUGGUUGUACUGGCGCCUGUCCCACAAGGAUUAUCAUUACUGCUGCUCCUUCAGGUGGUUUGAUUACAGAAUCUAUUUUUGGACCGACUCCUGGAACAAGCACCAUGCUGCCAUUAUCUGAUUGCACAGGGUUUUGUCCUACUAGGGUUAUUAUCACUGCGACUGGCGGCUUUACUACCGAAACAACAUUUGGGCCAACACCUGGUACUAGCACUAUAAUGCCAUCAUCUGGUUGUGCAGGAAUAUGUCCUACCAGAAUCAUCGUAACUGCUACUGGCGGCUUUACUACAGAGACAACGUUUGGUCCAACAGCCGGUACCAGCACUGUUCCACCUUCAUCUGGUUGUACUGGCGCCUGUCCGACAAGGAUCAUCAUCACUGCUGCUCCUUCAGGUGGUGUGAUUACAGAAUCUACCUUUGGACCAACUCCUGGAACAAGUACCAUCUUACCAUCUUCCGGCUGCACAGGAUUUUGUCCUACGAGAAUUAUCGUUACUACUACCGGCGGCUUUACCACAGAGACAACAUUUGGGCCAACACCUGGAACAAGCACCAUCUUACCUUCUUCCGGCUGUACAGGAUUCUGUCCUACGAGAAUUAUUGUUACUGCUACCGGCGGCUUUACCACAGAGAUAACGUUUGGUCCAACACCCGGAACAAGCACUAUCUUACCAUCUUCCGGCUGCACAGGAAUCUGUCCUACGAGAAUUAUUGUUACUGCUACCGGUGGCUUUACCACAGAGACAACAUUUGGUCCAACACCUGGAACAAGUACUAUCUUGCCUUCUUCCGGCUGCACAGGAUUCUGUCCUACGAGAAUUGUUGUUACUGCUACCGGCGGCUUUACCACAGAGACAACAUUUGGUCCAAUACCUGGAACAAGCACUAUCGUACCAACUUCCGGCUGCAUAGGAUUCUGUCCUACGAGAAUCAUUAUUACUGCUACCGGCGGCUUUACCACAGAGACAACAUUUGGUCCAACACCUGGAACAAGCACUAUCUUGCCUUCUUCCGGCUGUAUAGGAUUCUGUCCUACGAGAAUUAUUGUUACUGCUACCGGCGGCUUUACCACAGAGACAACAUUUGGUCCAAUACCUGGAACAAGCACUAUCGUACCAACUUCCGGCUGCACAGGAAUCUGUCCUACGAGAAUUAUUGUUACUGCUACCGGCGGCUUUACUACAGAGACAACGUUUGGUCCAACACCUGGAACAAGCACCAUCUUACCGUCUUCCGGCUGCACAGGAUUCUGUCCUACGAGAAUCAUUAUUACUGCUACCGGCGGCUUUACCACAGAGACAACGUUUGGUCCAACACCUGGAACAAGCACCAUCUUACCGUCUUCCGGCUGCACAGGAUUCUGUCCUACGAGAAUCAUUAUUACUGCUACCGGCGGCUUUACCACAAUAACAACAUUUGGUCCAACACCUGGAACAAGCACUAUCUUGCCUUCUUCCGGCUGUAUAGGAUUCUGUCCUACGAGAAUUAUUGUUACUGCUACCGGCGGCUUUACCACAGAGACAACAUUUGGUCCAAUACCUGGAACAAGCACUAUCGUACCAACUUCCGGCUGCACAGGAAUCUGUCCUACGAGAAUUAUUGUUACUGCUACCGGCGGCUUUACUACAGAGACAACGUUUGGUCCAACACCUGGAACAAGCACCAUCUUACCGUCUUCCGGCUGCACAGGAUUCUGUCCUACGAGAAUCAUUAUUACUGCUACCGGCGGCUUUACCACAAUAACAACAUUUGGUCCAACACCUGGAACAAGCACCAUCUUACCAUCUUCCGGCUGCACAGGAUUCUGCCCUACGAGAAUCGUUGUUACUGCUACCGGCGGUUUUAUCACAGAGACAACAUUUGGUCCAAUACCUGGAACAAGCACUAUCGUACCAACUUCCGGUUGCGUAGGAUCCUGUCCUAUUAGGAUUAUUGUUACUGCUACCAGUAGCGGUACCACCUUGUUAUUAUUCACUACAGUUACCUCCACUGGUACAGGAUCACAAAUAUCCACUGAAACUUUACUACCCAGUGAUUCAGAUGCCACUGGAACUAUAAUUAUUCUAAUGCCUUCAUUUACUGGGCCAUAUACUACAGUAACCACAACUGGUUCUGGAACUACCGUCUCUACUAUUACAUCGCUUCCUACUGGUACAUUCUCUGUUGGUACCAUUUUUAUUAUAUUGCCUAGUCCUGAUAUAGCUAUUACAACAACUCUUACUGGUCUUGUCGCAGCAUUAUUGUCACGACUACGAGAACACCUGCUGUAUGCCCUCCCCAUACAUCAAUAG
Molecule: messenger RNA, 7656 nt
Organism: Drechmeria coniospora
Lineage: Eukaryota; Fungi; Ascomycota; Sordariomycetes; Hypocreales; Ophiocordycipitaceae
Exons: 4
Coding region: 1-7656 (2551 amino acids)
Biological process (GO): cell adhesion
Source: RefSeq, a predicted model, not a curated record